Messenger RNA from Suillus subalutaceus, 1167 nucleotides. RefSeq lists its product as uncharacterized. The coding region runs from base 1 to 1167 and encodes 388 amino acids. The record is from RefSeq and is a predicted model, not a curated record. Lineage: Eukaryota; Fungi; Basidiomycota; Agaricomycetes; Boletales; Suillaceae. The transcript has 2 exons.
AUGGGCAGAAAAAAUCACCCCUCUUUCCGAACCUACGAUCCCUCGCAUGGCGCGAUUGUUCUUUCACAUGUGUCCCAGUUCUCAUAUUCCUCCUACCCCCAGUUGAGACUCUCCCUAGAUUUCUCAUCUCCAUUUCACAAAGCCAUCAUCCCUGCACUCCCUACCUCCGCUCCCCAUCUCAAAGCUCUUGAGAUCAAGGGCAGCCUCUUCAUGACCGAUAAAAAUCCCUCAGAAAUUGAGUUGCUCCUCAUGAAUUAUCCCGAUGGUCUCACAGAGCUUUCUUCGACGUGUCACUGGCAUGAUAUCCUGAGCACCGUGCUCAACGUCAUUGCACCCUGGCUAUCUCUCCGAUCUCUCACCUUAAAGCUAGGUCUCAAACCCUUUGCCGCACUCACCCACUUGCACGUCUCAUCCGAUGACACUUUGAAAGUUUGGACCUUUUCAUAUCUUUCCUGCGCACCUUCCGAAUCCUCAAUUUUGAUUUUUCCAACACCACAUCCCUCAACCUCAAAACAAUCCACUUCAUGGCAGAAAGUUGCAGCCCAGCCAACACCUGGUCCCAAUUCCUCACCUCUCACCCACACAAACGCAAAACUAGAACACAUCAUCCUAACCGAGAAAUCCGGCUAUGAACACCACCCACACUCUUCUUUUGACUUUCAUCUCCUACUCGCGCACCAGAGUCUUACACGCCUCGAUACUCUCGUACUAUCCCCAGGCCGCACAUCCUCCAUUACACUCACCGACGCAGACAUUCUCACCCUCGCACAUACAUGCCCCCAGCUCCACAUUCUUGACUUGGGGUUGUGGAAUACCCCCGUAUCAUUGCAUGCUUUGAAUAUAUUUGUCAGGCGCUGUCUUAAGUUGCGCCAAGUCUUGCUCUGCGUGGAUGUGCGGGUCGAUGCGCUCGGAGAUGAAGGCAAUGUAGGUCUCCGACCUAAUGCGCGCUUGAUGACACUGGAGGUCGGGAACCCUCCUGUCGCGUACGUGGGCCCUCUGCGCUCAUCGCCAGAGCUGAAGGAGUCAAUUCUGCAGUUCUUGCAUGCGAUGGCGCCGAGGCUUAAGAGCGUCACAGAUGGGGCGUGGUCCUAUGGAACACUCGAGAAUCUAUGGCAGGUGGUGUCGGACGCUUUGUGGACGAUGGUAACAGAGGAAGAAGAGGACUGA